This is a messenger RNA of Hemibagrus wyckioides, 3299 nucleotides long. RefSeq names its product TLE family member 2, transcriptional corepressor c (gene tle2c). Gene Ontology annotation, biological process: negative regulation of canonical Wnt signaling pathway; regulation of DNA-templated transcription. The transcript has 14 exons. Gene Ontology annotation, molecular function: transcription corepressor activity; protein binding. Lineage: Eukaryota; Metazoa; Chordata; Actinopteri; Siluriformes; Bagridae. The record is from RefSeq and is a predicted model, not a curated record. Gene Ontology annotation, cellular component: transcription regulator complex; nucleus. Bases 595 to 1623 code for a protein of 342 amino acids.
CUGCUGGGAAGCCUAGUGGAUCAUCUGCUGACCUGCUGUUUCUCUCUCUCUCUCUCUCUCUAUAUAUAUAUAUAUAUAUACAUAAUCUCACUCCUGCGUCUUUACUCUAGUUACAUUUCCGCUCACUUUAACUACACCCGCACUUUUUUUGCCACUCCGUCAGCUCACAGUAGUGUGUGUGUGUGUGUGCGCGCGUGUGGGUGGGUGGUUGGCGGCGGUGCGCGUGCAGGUCAGUGAUGUUUACGUUUUCAUAGCACGGGCGGCGGAGACACGGAGCGCGCGCGCGCGCAGCGAGGCUACGGACGCACGGGCAGAGAGUUAAACACACACGCACGCACGCACUCAAGCGCGCGCGCAAAUCUCGAUCAGGCGACACCGCGAGGCGGCGCGUAACCGACACCAACACCGACACCACCACCACCGAGACGAGAAGAGAGUGAGUGAGUGUGUGUGUGUGUGUGUGUGCGUGCGCCUUGUUUUUGUUUUCGCGUGCUUUCGAGGAACGCGCGUGACGUUCGUUCGCGCCAUUUGGGAGCGGAGAAGCGAAGGAGCGUUUCCGGUCUUGGGACGCGUCGGCUGAGAAGUGCGCACAUCAUGUACCCGCAUGGAAGACCGCAGGCUCCGUUGGUGCCGGGCCAUGCGGGCAUGAAGUUCACAGUUCUGGAGACGUUGGACCAUAUCAAAGAGGAGUUCCAGCUCUUCCAGGCUCAGUACCACAGUCUGAAGUUGGAAUGUGAGAAAUUGGCCACGGAGAAGACGGAGAUGCACAGGCAUUACAUCAUGUACUACGAGAUGUCGUAUGGGCUGAAUAUCGAGAUGCAGAAGCAGGCGGAGAUUGUGAAGCGGCUCAGCGCUAUAUGCACUCAGAUUAUCCCUCUCCUGUCCCAAGAGCAUCAGCACCAGGUGGCUCAAGCUGUUGAAAGAUCCAAGCAUGUGAGCAUGGCUGACCUAAAUGCUAUCAUAGGGCAACAGCAGCUCCAGCACCUGUCCCAUCAUGCUCCAGGCUUCCCCCUGACGCCACACCAGUCAGGCUUGUCUCUCGGAGCAGGAGUCGGUCUCAUGGCCCUCCCGGGGGCGUUCCCCUUCCCUCCACAUCUGGUGCCUAAAGACGACGUCGCUCACCCCGAAUCUGUGGAUCCUAGAGAUGGUGCUCCGAACAGGAGUUUUGCAGAAUCGGCUGCAGUGAGUCAGUCUGUGGGUCAGAGGCUGCCUCUGCCUCUAGGCUGCUCAGCCGAGUCUGCGACAGAAAGCAAGAGAAGCAGUGCAGAAGGAAAACCUCGAGUUCCCACACCCCGGGACAGAGAUGUGGAAAAAAAUGAGGACAGUUUGAAACGGGACAGCACUAAAGAGAGUGUGUCUCCAACAGCAGGGUCUCCCAGGUCUGCCGAUGGGAAUGGCGUGGACAGCCGAAAUUCGUCCAGAGACGUCCGAUCGCCUUCCUCUGGCUUCCCGCACACGCACACACCCAACCAGCACAAGAGUCCCCCUCAGGAGAAAGCGCGCUCUCGUUCUCCAUCUCCGUCACGUGACGCUCCGUCUCCUGCGCCUCCUCCUCCUCCGCCUCCUCCUGCUUGUCCUCUGUCCUCCCCAGCAUGCGCUCCCUCUCCUCCUGUCCAGCACUAGGACCCCACUCCGUUUCAUGGAGUGAGACGGGUGGGUGAUGAAGUGGCCCUCCCACGCCCACCCACCAAAACCCAGCACACACCGGCUCCGUCCCAUAGUGCAACGGGGUCGAGGACCAGGUGCCUUGCCAGGGUUGUGCAUUUGUCCACCGAGUCUUGGAGCUGUACACAAUCUGCGUCCACUUCACUGCAGGGCCAUGCCAGCGGCACAGCUUAACACGCCAAUCAAUCAGCUGUUACAGUGAUUGACAGGUCUAUCAGCCAAUCAGGCAGCUGGAGUGCUGUGGCAAAGCUGCGCAUUUUGCAGUACGCAAGUGAGAACAAGUCCUGUUGACCCUUGCUAACCAUGGGAAACUUAAAACCUAGCAAGACACAGAAAUUGACUGAGACCCUUUAACAACUCCCAGAUAAACACCAACCUUUAAGACUGUUGUGUGGAUCGUCAAAAGCCGAGGAAGGUGACCUUUAUAUUGUCUUUUAUACUCUCAGUUUAUGCACUGGGAACGCGUCAUUUCUGCAUUUCUCACAGCUACAUGUGCACGAGUACAUAUGUCUACUGCUGGAGAGAGCUACAGUGACUGGAGGACACAAUGACCGUUCAGGGUCAAUCUAGCUUAAGCACCCUAAAGAGACUGUAAUUUUAUAUUAUAUUGUCGUUUUUUUUUGUUAACAUCAGAAAGCAUCCAUAUCUGCGUAGUUUAUCUAUCACUCUUGCACAAGCCACUCACUCUGUAAGCAGUAUUUUCAAGCUGUUCCUUCAGCUGGUCAUCUGGAGCCGCCUUCUACAGCAGCCGGGAACGAAGAAUUCCCCAAAUGAUCAUCUUCAGUUUACAUUCAGAUGAUCCAAGAACUGUAAUAAAGAGAGCAAUGUUCAGAAUGCUGUCAUAACACACACACACACACACACACACACACACAUACUGCCAUUCUUAACUCCUGGACUAUGAAAUAUUUGUGCUGUUAGGCUGAGUUUCAGAGAAUAAAAACAGAGAGCAGUGAGAAUGAAUUUGAGGAGGAAUCGGAGCCGGAGCUCAUAUUUUAAACAAGACGACCAUCUCAAGUCGGGAUUUCUUUUUUUUGUAAAAACACAUUCUAGUAUUAACUUUUUCAAUCUUAAUACAGUAAAGACAGAGAGCCACUAUUACUGCAUUGCAUUUGGCUCUUUUUCCAUCACAAGGGCGUAUCAGCAGGAAGGCCAUAUGAGGCAAAUAUUUUCUACCCUUGAUAGAUCAAAUUGAACAUUCCAGACGAUAUAAUAUAAUAAUUUUCCAGUGAAAUAUGAUCCCUAUUCCGUUUUUCUUCGCAAUUUUUAUUGGAAGGUGUUUACUAAACACUAUCCCAAACAGUAUUAACUCCGAAAAUGUAUCCCUAGGUUAAAUCUAAUUUAUGACCCUAUAGAACACACAGAGUCCAAGACAUAUUACAUGACUGUAGGGAUCAACAACAUUAUUUCUUGGACAUCGGUUGAAAUUUUUCAUUCAGUUGCUGGGCUUUUUGGAGGCAGUAUAUCACUGAGUGUAAAGAUUCAUAUCUGUGCACCGGUCUCUGUAUUUGUGAUACAGCUGAACUGAUUCAAAACAAGUUGGUGCUUGUGACUGAAUCAUGUGCAUGACUUUUUUUUCUUUUUUCUUUUUCUUUAUUACUAUUAUUCAGAAAUAUUAAAUGACUUUCCUUUUU